UAAUAUUCAUUGCAGCUGUAGUACUAUUGGAUACAACCUGUCUGCAAGGUCACUGACCUAAACCAAGAUUUCUUCUACAUGUCAUGCUCAAAAUGCAAUCAUGGGAUUGAUGCCACAGACGAUACUGAAUUUUGGUGCAACUUUUGUGAUGAGAAGGUUGAGCCAACGCCAAGGUGCAAGUUUAAUGUUUUGCUCUCAGACUCCACAGGAGAUAUCACUGCGACAACGUUCACGAAAGUUGCAGAAACCAUGUUCGGAAUAACAGCUCUGUACUUGAAAGAAAACACAACUGAGGAUGGGCUGUCCAUGGCUGCAAUGGAAGCAAUUACUAAGGAGGUGGAAUAUGUUGUUCGUGUCAAAGCAUAUAAAUAUGGUCUAGAGGAAAAAUCGCACUGCCUUUUUAACGUCCACUAGUUUGAUGAGGUAAAAAA
Rhododendron vialii is the source of this 431-nucleotide messenger RNA. RefSeq names its product replication protein A 70 kDa DNA-binding subunit B-like. Bases 79 to 414 code for a protein of 111 amino acids. The transcript has 3 exons. Lineage: Eukaryota; Viridiplantae; Streptophyta; Magnoliopsida; Ericales; Ericaceae. The record is from RefSeq and is a predicted model, not a curated record.